Messenger RNA from Monoraphidium neglectum, 777 nucleotides. Its product is annotated as intramembrane metalloprotease. Lineage: Eukaryota; Viridiplantae; Chlorophyta; Chlorophyceae; Sphaeropleales; Selenastraceae. The record is from RefSeq and is a predicted model, not a curated record. The coding region runs from base 1 to 777 and encodes 258 amino acids. The transcript has 5 exons.
AUGUGGGUGGCCGUCGCGGGCCCCCUGACCCACAUCCCCAUGACUGGCUUCUGGGUGCUCAUGAGCCUCGCCGCCACCAAGGUGGCGUAUGGCACCGCCUUUGUGACACUCCAGUACCCCUGGCCGGAGCCGCCGUUCCUGGGCGUAACCCUGGUGACGCUGGCGAUCUACCUGAACAUCGCGAUUUUUGCGUUCAACCUCUUUAUCCCGGCUUACCCCCUCGACGGCGGUCGCAUCUUGGUGGGCCGCCGGGGCGCCGGUGACGGCGUGCGGGGCGCGGGUCGGCGGCGGCGGGGCGGCGGCUCGCCCGGUGGGGCUGUGCCCUGCGGCGUGGACUCUCUCUUGUGGUUUGGCGUGCAGCCCGCGCCUGCGGCCAAGAUCACCCUCGGGGUCGCGGUGCCCCUGGCACUCGGCAUCCUGGUGGUGGGGGCGGUCUUCGUACAGCCGAUGACGAUUUUGUCGGCGGCAUUCCUGUUUUGGGCCUGCUGGCAGCUGUACGACUGCCUGAGGAAGGGCCAGAUAGAGCAGCACCCGCUCUUCUCAUUCACAGCGUCCCAAAACGCCGCCGCCGCCGCCGCGGCCGGGCGCAACAUGGAGGCGGGCCUGACGGGGCCGGCCGCUCCAUACGGUGCCUCGCCGUACGGCGGCGCCGUGGGCGGCGGCGCUGCGCCGUAUGGCGCCGGGGGCGGCGGCGGAGCGCCGAGCUAUCAGUUCUACCCGCCGAACGGCGUGCCCGGCGGCCGCCCAGCGCAGCAGCCGCGCGCUCCCAUAUUCUAA